AUGUCAUCAUGGGCUACUUACAACAACCCAAUGCCAGGGCCAUUCACUCUUGAUUGGGAUCCCAAUGGACACCAAUUGCAAAUCAGGCGACAGGGGGUGCUUUAUUGGACUAGUGGAGUCUUUACAAGCAGUAGUAAAACGUUUGAAUUUAUUUCGGCUGAGGAGUCCAAGCUGAGGUAUAAUUUUAGUGUAGUUUCAAAUGAGAAUGAAGACUACUUCACUUACACUGCUGUAGAUCAUGAUCAAAGUGAUCAGAAACCACAAUGGGUGCUAACCUUUAUGGGGAGCUUUCAUGACGGAUCCUUUAAUUUCGCACAAGCAGAGGACUGUGAUGGCUAUAACACAGUUGGAGGGUGUGUGAGAGGAUCGGCCAAGUGA
Molecule: messenger RNA, 378 nt
Organism: Prunus armeniaca (apricot)
Lineage: Eukaryota; Viridiplantae; Streptophyta; Magnoliopsida; Rosales; Rosaceae
Source: the annotation of a GenBank genome assembly